ACCUCGGGCCUGGAGGAUGCUCGUCACGAAUUUGUGAGAGCGCUGAUUUCAAAGAGGCCAGGCGAUAAAAACGACGUUUUGAGAUGGCGGAAACUGCUCCUGCUCAACCACCAGCUGCGGCUACUUCAGCGCUUAAAAGCCCCAAAAAGAAGCGCACCGCUCCAAAGGCCAAGAAGGUCGGCCCCAGCGUGUCCGAGCUCAUCCUCAAGGCUCUCGCCAGCAGCAAGGAGAGGAACGGCGUGUCUCUUCCUGCGCUCAAAAAGUCGCUCGCUGCCGGAGGAUACGACGUGGAGAAGAACAAUGCCCGCGUGAAGUUAGCCAUCAAGAAGCUUGUGGCCAAAGAUGCCGUGGCGCAAGUGAAGGGCAGCGGCGCGUCUGGCUCUUUCAAACUCAACAAGAAGGAAAAGGCUGCCGCAAAGGCGAAGCCCAAAUCGUCAACGGCAAAGCCCGCAGCUAAAAAGCCCGCUGCAGCCAAGAAGGUGAAGAAGCCCGCGGCAGCCAAGAAGACCGCGCCCAAGAAGUCUCCCAAGAAAGCAAAGAAGUCCGCGGCUGCCAAGAGCCCCAAAAAGGUGAAGUCGGCUGUUAAGCCCAAGAAGGCGGCAAAGAGCCCAGCCAAGCCCAAGGCUGCGAAGCCCAAGGUCGCUAAGCCCAAGACCGUCAAGGCAAAGGCCACCAAACCCAAGGUGGCCAAGCCCAAGAAGGCCGUGGCCAAGCCCAAGAAGACCGCGCUAAAGAAGUGAAUCCGAUCGGACGAUGCGCGAUUCCCUCCACCCCAACGGCUCUUUUCAGAGCCACCCA
Petromyzon marinus (sea lamprey) is the source of this 798-nucleotide messenger RNA. RefSeq names its product histone H1-like. Gene Ontology annotation, cellular component: nucleosome. Gene Ontology annotation, biological process: nucleosome assembly. Gene Ontology annotation, molecular function: structural constituent of chromatin; DNA binding. Lineage: Eukaryota; Metazoa; Chordata; Hyperoartia; Petromyzontiformes; Petromyzontidae. The record is from RefSeq and is a predicted model, not a curated record.